AUGGAUGAAUUGGGAGGUCGCCUGGAUGGAAUGCAGCUGCAGCUCACAGAGAUCCGGCGUUUGUUGGAACAGCAGGUGACGGAUCAAGCGGAGCUGGUCCAACGCUUCAGCCGCAUCACCACCUCAUGGAGUCCAAGCACCUACCUGGGAGUGUCUCCCACCCUGGAGCGCGCGCAGUCACACAGUACUCUACAAACAGAGGAGGCCAAGGAGGCCAAAGGCCGGCGCAUGAGCCGGAGCUCGGUGCGGAUCCAGAUCACAGCACCUGGCGGCGAGGUCCAGCCUGUGGCGUUGCUGGACUGCGAUCCAUUGACCGGGCACCCCUUGGUUUGGGGUGGUGAAUGGAUACCCCUUGAGCUUUCGGCCAGUAUUGGAUGA
Messenger RNA from Durusdinium trenchii, 378 nucleotides. Lineage: Eukaryota; Dinophyceae; Suessiales; Symbiodiniaceae. The record is from the annotation of a GenBank genome assembly.